AUGUCUGCGAUCAUUGAUGAGUUGAUCGACCCUCUCCCAGCAGCAGCCACAAUUCCGCCAUUUGACAUUGACAACCCCCAGGCAGAGGAGGGGUAUGGAUCUGUCACGCAGGAUGUCAUCGCCAGAUCAUUGCUGGGAUCGAAGACUUCCUCGAGUGAGCCAGAGCGGGAGCGCUACUACCGCAAAGCAGCUCGAUCCCUACCACUGAGCAUGCUGCAAUCGCUCUACAAUGGGGGUGAAGGUGCAAAGGCCUUUAGCCUUCUGAAGAGAAAGCUGGCAUUGAGUGUUGAUGUCGACAUGUAUGAGCCAGGUGGCUCACCGCGCUUCACCCACAUGAUGGCAGGCCAUCACAUUGACUUUUCUCUUAAAGUUCCUGAUCGUGUUGGGUUUGACACAAUUCUCCCAACAACUCGUGCACAUACUUCCUGGUGCUUCAACCUGAACCUCUGUGGUUCAGUACGCGAAUUCCUAAAUCACCGCGGUGAUCUUGGGUUUGACCCCACAGCGCGAAUGCUCCACAUUGGCACACAAGACCAUGACAAUGUGUACCUGGCCAUGGCACCUAAAGCUUCCUGGAUGGCACCGAUGACCCAGUUGCACCAGGCACACAUUCUGGGUCUACCCUCAUGA
Molecule: messenger RNA, 630 nt
Organism: Cantharellus anzutake
Lineage: Eukaryota; Fungi; Basidiomycota; Agaricomycetes; Cantharellales; Hydnaceae
Exons: 1
Coding region: 1-630 (209 amino acids)
Source: RefSeq, a predicted model, not a curated record